Cinara cedri is the source of this 231-nucleotide messenger RNA. NCBI's taxonomy places the organism in Eukaryota, Metazoa, Arthropoda, Insecta, Hemiptera, Aphididae. The record is from the annotation of a GenBank genome assembly.
AUGGCAAAGCAUCAUUGGCUGUUUUUACAAUAUGAAGAACUAAUACAACUCCAGCAAAUCAAUGGAUUAGAUAUAGGAUCUUCUUUGCACAGCCGAACAACUGCCACUCGAAUGGUAAAUGUUAUAGCAAAUGAAAUACGCAAACGACUCAUUACACCUCUUGUACAGUCAGAGUCAAAAUUCACUAUAAUGACGAAUGAAUUACCCACGCUGAGCUCUAAGUGCAAGUAG